AUGACCAUCACUCUUGACGAAGCAUGGGGUCUCGCAUGUAAGAGCUGCGAUGCUCCUGUGGCGCGUCACUCACAGCUUUCAUUCAUCCUGGAGAAUGCGACAGCCGUGCAUCUUACGCUGGACAAGACAUUACUGCACGAAAAGCAGCAUCAAGAUAAUUGGGUUGUCUUAAGUCGUACAGGUGUCCUACCGGAAAUACAAUUUAACAAGAUUCGCACUACCAACGCGUUUAAACGUCAGCGAAUGCCGUUUGAGCUGUGCUGCGUCCAAUGCGAUGCUAAAAUUGCGUCCGAAGGAUUCCUAGAUGAGCUACCUGACGAAUCGCUUCUGUUGCUUGACUCUAAAGCUUGCACCUGUGUAUUGGACAGAAAAGCCCCCUAUGGAAUGGCCGGGGGGUCUAUGGCAAGAAAGUGGGCGGUCAUUUUGAGACAACUGCAGGGUAUCAAAGUACCUUUGAAGAUCCUGAGGCUUCAAGACAUGAUUAAUGUUGACAUAGCUCAGAAUUUGCAGGAGACGGAAGUGCAGCCGAUUAAUCAUCCGACGGAUGCCACUAUACGUAGCCAUUUUCGUCCAGAAGCAAAGAUGUCCAAGUUGAGGCGUUACCAGAUAGAGUUAACUCUUUCAGCGCUGCUCGAAAACACAAUCGUGUAUCUGCCCACGGGAUGUGGCAAAACUUUGGUAGCAAUUAAAGUGCUGCAGGAACUAAAAUCUUUAAAUCCGAACAGGUUAGCUGUAUUCUUUGUGCCCACGGGACCUUUAGUAUCGCAGCAAGCUGCGUACAUUCGACGGGAAUCCGAUUUUCGAGUCAAGGGAUUAUCUGGUCAGCAUGGAUCUACUGCGGCUGCAAUCAGCGAGCCUAUUUUAGUUAAUGGGGAUAUGGAUGUCCUGGUGGUGACACCCCAAUAUUUCUUAAAUCUGCUUUUCAAUGGUCGCACUGCUAUUUCGGAUUAUUGUGUGAUGGUAUUUGAUGAGGCGCAUCAUGCUACCGGAAAUCAUCCUUAUUGUGAAUUGCUUAAAAAGCUAGCGGUAGUCAAUUUACAAAGGCGACCGCAUAUCCUUGCACUGACGGCCUCUCCAUUUGGUGAAGGUGUGCGUGAGACAUCUGGCCAAAUUGCAUUAACAAACCUCGCUCAAGCAUUUAAUGCUGUAAUAAAUUCCCCUACCAUUGCCGCAGAGGACCUGGAGGCAAGUUUUAUUCCAAAGGAGGCUCAAUGGGUUACUGUACAAGAAGACGAGUACGAACGCAAGCUUCGGCAAGGUAUCAAACGCUAUAUCGAAAGCUUUUACGUGCAGCUCUCUAGACUAAUGAAUGGACAAACUAUGCCAUUCGAAGCGAAUUAUGAUACCAACGACAUGGAAUUGUCACAAUUCUUGGCUAAAUUGCGCAUAUUAUGUCUCCAAGCAGAGAAAGUAGCAAGACGAAACAAUGCUUACGUCGAAAAUAGUGGCAUAGAAAAGAGUAAACGCCAACUAUCCGAUUUGGAGUUGAUUCUCAAGCAUUUGCGGAAGGUGGCGUCUAGCUUUUACAGUUUGAGCAUUCAUGGUGCUGCGAUAGUUGCUGGUGCACUACGUCGUAUUUUUGAUAACUUGAAAGACGCAGAGUCUAAGAGGGGAAAGCGCUCGUUUGUGCUCAUUGAACAAGCUUAUCGUGCUAUUAUGAGCCCAGUAUUGGACAAUUUUCCGAUCGAAUCGUUUAAUGGUGCGGAUAUUUCAAAUCGUGUACGUCUUGUUGCAGACUGCAUUCGUAAAGCCAAUUUCGACCACAACUCGCGUGCGAUUGUGUUUGUUCGGCGUCGAAAGACAGCGAUUUUGUUGGCGAAAGCAAUGGAAGCAUUGGAUGUGCUGCGCGAACUUAACCCCACGCGAUUUGUUGGACACAACUCUUAUGAAGGUAUGUCUUGGGAGGAAGAGCAGCGGCCAACUUUGGAUCGCUUUCGUCAGGGACGUAUUCGUCUUCUGGUGGCUACGAAUGUGCUUGAGGAAGGUCUUGAUGUGCCUGAGUGUUCACUAGUGAUCCAAUUUGACGGAGUUGUUGGAGUGACGAGCCUCAUUCAAAGUAGAGGCCGAGCCCGUCACCGAGACAGUACUUUUAUCAUUUUUUGCUCUGCGGUAGGAAAAGAGCGCAAUCAACGACUCGUGGAUAACGAAAAGCGAUUAGUGUUGAUGGCAAACAUGAGUGCGUCGAAGUUGAAGUCAAAAACCAUUGUUAAGAAGUUAAUGGAUUUCUAUACUGACGAAGUGGGAAAUGCAAAUUCAUUCAGCGAAAGGGAGGAGGUAUCGGCUUUAACCGCUCGGGCAGCUUUUGACGCAACGGCUGACAAAGUGUACAACAUUGUAAUAGGUGGUGUUUUUCUCGGUGCUAAAAAGGAGUUGCAACAGACUAUUCUCGAAAGGGUCAGUGAUUUCGCAUCAGUCAGAAUAGUAGACGAGGCCACGGGGCUUUGCACUGUUGCUGCACCCCCUGAUCAAAGCAUCUUUUCUUCGUACAGCUCGUUGUGUUCCGGCGUCGCAUUUCUUAUUCAGAAGCAACCAUUUUGGUUGCGCUUUGAAAAUGACGAUAUGGAAUGCGCAGCAAGUGGGGAAGUGGCAGAGAACAUUGUAGGUAUCGGACUUAGUCGUGGUUUGAUGACCCCAGAAGGUGCUUUUAUGGAGCUUGAAACAUUUGGCGGUACUGGUAAGUCAUCAGCCGACAUAGAGCUGGCAGCAGAUGCCUUGAUUGCAAAUAUCGGCUACCGCCGCGUGGAAUUUGAUAUGCGAGCACUGAACGAGCCGUGUGUCUGGUUUGAUUCGUCGUCUUCAGCUGCAUCUGUGUACCUUCCAUUCCGUCUGCCGCCAUCGAGUUACAUUGAUAAUGAUCGCGAGUGUAAGCUGUGCCAAUCACACGCCCAUAUCUAUAGGUUAACAUUGCCUGCAACAGACCGUGUUAUGACCCAACUAUGGAACCUUCGUAUAUUUUUUAAAAAGCUUGGAAUAGAAGUCCGCGAAACAAAAAUACUUCAAGCAUGCAGACAAAUUGUGCCUUCAACAAAACUGUGCUUUGUGCUUCCAGUAGCCUAUGCGCUACAAUGCCUCCUUUCAGACUGCAGCUAUUUUACGAACGGAUUUUUACCGCCUGAAUUUUUUGAUUUGCUGGCUGAACAUGACGAGGGAGUUCAAGAAAAGGCGCUUUUGUCGUUUCGCGCUUAUCCGGGAGCUACCAACAUUACACGUCAGUUUUCGCAUUUUUUGCAAGAGGAGAGCUCCACACUUAAGGAACUAUGCAACAGCCCGUUUCUAAGCUCAACAUUGAUAGUCUACAAAGUUAUUGUGACACCUUCACGAAUUGUGUACUGUCCGCCUGAGCCAGCACCACAAAAUCGUGUAUUUCGGCAUUGGGGGCCCGAUAAAUUCAUGUAUGUGUACUUCCGCGACGACAACUUGGAGCGUUUGGACUACAUAUCCGCAACGAUCCUGAGACGAAUUCGGAGCGUACUAACGAAUGGAAUUGAAAUUCCUAACGUAAAGGGCGGUGCUAGGUUUCGUUUUCUCGGCUGCUCUUUAAGUCAAGUGCGAAAUAGCAGUGCAAUUUUUACGCUGCUUGACCACCACGACGUAAGGACGUGGAUCGGCGAUCUAUCGCACUUAACUUCGCCUGCGAAGUAUCUGAAACGAUUGGGUCAAGCAUUUUCAUCUACAAAAGAAACAUAUCUGAUCAACCAAAGUGUUCUUGAUAACCCUCUGGAUGAUAUUUCAAACGAAAAAUACGUGUUUACAGACGGAUGUGGCCAGAUUGCUCCGGUUGGAGCGGAAAUUAUUGUGAGGGAACUCCAACUUACAUAUACUCCGUCAGCCUUUCAAAUUCGUCUCGGAGGAGCGAAAGGUGUUCUUGUGGUAUCUGAUCUAGGAGACGAUAUUAGCCGCGAGAACUCUGUUGUGCUUCGAAGAAGCAUGUGUAAGUUUACGUCAAAUCACACUAUGAUUGAAAUAGUUGCGUGCUCGGGCAAAUCGGAGGCAUACCUGACACGUCAAAGUGUCCUGAUUCUAAAUGAUCUCGGAAUUAAUGAAGAUGUAUUUAUGGAAAUGCAGGAAGAAUAUUUAAGCGAGCUCCGUUCCAUAAUCGCAUUUAAUGAUGGAGCAUACUUUGGAUUGAAGGCCGUGUUGCCUCCGACAGUCGUUUGGUGGAUUGAUGUGCUUGUCCGUACGUUUGAGGUGAAAAUUUUAGCUGAUGAAUAUUUGUCGUCGCUGGCUAGAGCAAUAUAUCACUAUCGACUUGCUAACACUGUGAUGCGCGCUAGAAUCCCUAUCGCAAAAGGGCGCACUUUAAUGGGAGUGGCGGAUUUUACCGGCACUUUGGAGUACGGAGAAGUUUUCGUGCAGUAUUCAGAGAAGGAUCAGGAGACUGGUUCCAGCUAUUACACUUUGCUUGAUGGAGUCGAUGUUGCUGUUCAUCGUAGCCCUUGCCACCAUCCUGGCGAUAUUCGAGUGCUUCAUUGCAGAGCAGAUGUACCCUCUCAAUUACGCCAGCUCAGGGACUGUGUCGUGUUUCCUUGUAAAGGUCCACGGCCUCAUCCUGACGAGUGUACAGGCGGAGACUUGGAUGGUGACAUGUUUGUUGUCAUCUGGGACGAGCGAUUGAUUCCAUCUAAAACGCAAGUUCAGGAGCCGAUGGUAUAUGACGAAGACGAUGAAGGGGACAGCGGCGAAUACCACCAAUCAACUGAUGACGCUGGCUUGAUUGAUUUUUAUGUUCACUCCAUCCAGGAUGAUAUUCUGGGUGUAGCGUCAAAUGCCCACCUUGCUCUAUGUGAUUCGUCAAUUGAUGGAAGUUUUGACGACAAGGCGAUGAUCUUAGCGCGUGUCUGCUCUAAGCAGGUUGACAGCCUUCGCGCAGAGUUGGACUUGGAAAUUGUGCGAAAUCUAGCACCCAAAAGUUAUCCAGAUUUUAUGCAGAACAAGGACAAACCGUCAUAUCCGUCAAGAAAAGUUCUGGGCAAGAUAUACCGACGUUGCAAAGCAAUUUUUGACACGACAAUGACGAAAAGUGUGAGCCAAAUGCCGAUCCGUGACGAUCACUUGUUAACAAAUGGGUACACGGAUUACUUGGGUCAUGCCAAAAUGCUUUACCGCCAGUACAAGCUGCGCCUUAGAGCUUUGUUGGUGAUGUCAGGAGCCCAAACUGAAGCGGAGCUCGCAACGGGCAUGAUUGUGGAGCCUCAAAGCGAAUACAAGGCCAAUUAUUUUCGCUUUGGCGAACAAUGCAAGGACGCUUUCUAUACUCUUCAAGCCUCUUUCCGAUCCCAAUUUGAUAAAGACACCAUCAAUUUCGCGCCCGGUGAAAAUUUGAAACUUGCAGCUGCCUGCUAUUUUGUCUCUCAAGAUGACUCCGACGCAUCAACGCGCUCUGUAAGCUUUCCGUGGAUUGUGAUCGAUUUACUCAUCACAAUCAAGAGCAGCAAUGCUGACAAAGCACAUUAUAAGCUAUGGACACCAGUACGUCUGUCGGCAUAUGCUCAAACGAUUCCAAAGCUUCAAUUGUGUAUGCUGGCCGAAAUUGCGACCAAUACGGAAGAGCUGCUUGCGGACUUGUUCGAUCGACUGGUAGCAGUAAGUUCGUUAUGCGGGGAGAUGCCUGAUAACCUUCACAAGAAGGAGUUUGAUCUAAUUCUGUUUGGUUCCUCUGGAUUACUCACAUUUGAGAAGCAGUCCGAUUUGGAUGUAAUGGUGUGCUGUUCUUCUCCACGUGGCUCAUUGAAGGCUAUCGCCGCGGCUUUAGAAAAGUCACACAGCAACGUCAACCUUAAAGACGGUAUUCGAGUGCCUCUCUUAUCGUUUUCGUUACAACAAUGGUCGGUAGACAUGUGUAAAUAUUCAAGUGGGCCCGUAAAAACUCGCCUCUUCCGGACAUACAUGGAAACGUACAGUUUUUUCUGGCCUUGUGUGUAUUUUUUGGUGCGGUGGGGAAAGUGUGUAGGAUUGAUCCGACGACGGUCGGGGGGAGGAUUGGAUAUGUUCUCACCCACAGGGUUUAUUUGGUUGUUUAUACGUUUUUGUACCGAGCAGAACUUCGUACAGCCAAUUAGCACAGGCACUUUCACGAUCAAAGAAAUUCUCAAGGAUAACGAUAUCGAUUCCAAUAUUGCAUUUUGGACAAAUCUGUUGACGCGUCUUGUGUCCGGAAAUGACGAUGCAUCUGCACUAUCGGCAGCUGAUGUUAUUCUAUCAUUCUUCGCGCACUACGCAAAAUUGUCCACCCCACAUUGCGAUUAUGGUUUUUUAGAUCCACUCGAUUCAGAAAACGACACACAGCUGGAACCCGAGGCGGUCAUAUUGUUCCGGUCUGAGUGCCAUAUUGCGCUUCAUCAGCUAGUUAUCGCUCAGGGUGACAUAAAGUAUCUGCUUACCCAUCGUGAAGAGCAGACGAGUCGUAUUACACUCAGUCACGCUCUAAGCACUCGAAUUCACGAGGCAAAAGAUUUUUUUUCCCGUAAGAUUUUGUUUGAAACAAAAGCGAACAGUUCAACGCGUUUGACAUUCAAGCUUCAUUCAAAUCUGCUUCGAUCCGACUUAUAUGUUGCUGAGAUCAUUGGGCCUGGUGAUGCGAUUCAGUGCAUCGAAGACCACAUACGCAUGAUUGAGCAGGAGCUCGAGUCUCAACAAGAGAAAAUAGGAUUUCAAGACUACUUCGGUGAGCGACAUGGUGAGCACAAUAACAUUCGUCUGCAUCAAGCGCAUUUAAUUUGUUUUAUGAAUGGGCGUCAGUGGUACGAGCAUGCAGGUGCCACAUUUUGUGCUAAGUUUAUUCAGCAAAUGAUUAAAUUGUCGAGAUAUGAGCAUCUCAAUCCGGGUAUUGCCAAAGCCAAAGCCUUUGUGCGAUUUGGACACCAUUAUUUGAUCAACUUGCCACGCUCUUUUGACGAGGAGACGAUCAUGCUCGCUAGCAUAAAGAGACUAGAAGAUGAGUUUGAGCGUGGUCGAACUGCGCGUGAGCUAUACGAGUCCGUCCUCAUUGCAAAACAAAAGCAACAGGCUCACUCAGAUAACUUACUCGAUAAUCAAGAUGACACAGUUUCUGGAGCGACGAGUCCAAGGGAAGAGAUAGUAUGGGGAGAGUACUCUGACGAGGACCAGGGUGGUUGGUGUGCCGAAAGUGAAGGUUGGUGUCCAGCGGAUGACCAUGAUUUCAAAGAUGGCGGUGGCGGCAUGAGGCAUAGACGGCACCCACGACGACCUCGAAUGAAGUUGCAAAAAGCAGAAACUGUCGCUCGAGGUGACAAAGGUGUGACGCAUUCAUUUUACUCGAUGAUUGAGCCGCAGCAUGCGCCUUGGACAAAGGAGUACGCUGAAAAGCGUCUGGGCAUGGUGUUGGUCGAAGAGUCUAAUUCUUACCAGGUCUCGAUUGUACACCAGUCAUUCGAGUACAAUGUCAGGCUAACGGACGAUUUACAACUGGUAAAAAUUUCAACUCGUCCGUCGCGGUGGUUUAGCGCGACUUUGAAAAUGCGACAAGAAAUGAACGAUGAGAGUCACAUGAUGGACUCGACGCCGGAUAUUCGCUUCUAUGUCUCAACUACCGAGGAUAUGCCUAAAACUGACCGUUUAUACGUAAAGCUGGCUGAGUGUUGCAAGACUGCACCCGACGGCCGAGGCAUUAUUGAAUUUUGCGACGAAACUUGCUCUAAAGUGCGGAUCAGCCGUCAUCUCGUGAAUGCUGGCGAGUCGCCUGCAUGCAUUGGGACAAUUCGACACGUCCGUGGAGCAAAAUACUCUACUCCUGACACAGAAUUACAACUAUCGUUGAUGCAUAUUCGCGAGUUUAGUAUUCCCGAUCGAAACCCUGAAGACGGAUUUUUAAGUGUUCGGGAUAAAGUGGAGGCAGAGUUUUUGCUCCCUACCUUAACGCCAGAGCGCCGCUUGCUGCCUGCUUUUGCGCGAAAUUUUCUGGCCACAGGAAUGGAAUUUGUCGACUUUUUGCGCACUCAAGCAGACAUGGAGACACCUUGA
Molecule: messenger RNA, 7980 nt
Organism: Plasmopara halstedii
Lineage: Eukaryota; Oomycota; Peronosporomycetes; Peronosporales; Peronosporaceae
Product: rna-dependent rna polymerase1
Exons: 2
Coding region: 1-7980 (2659 amino acids)
Biological process (GO): siRNA processing
Cellular component (GO): nuclear RNA-directed RNA polymerase complex
Molecular function (GO): ATP binding; RNA-directed RNA polymerase activity; nucleic acid binding
Source: RefSeq, a predicted model, not a curated record